Tripterygium wilfordii is the source of this 2460-nucleotide messenger RNA. RefSeq names its product protein CHUP1, chloroplastic. Gene Ontology annotation, cellular component: chloroplast outer membrane. The record is from RefSeq and is a predicted model, not a curated record. NCBI's taxonomy places the organism in Eukaryota, Viridiplantae, Streptophyta, Magnoliopsida, Celastrales, Celastraceae. The coding region runs from base 255 to 2180 and encodes 641 amino acids. The transcript has 5 exons. Gene Ontology annotation, biological process: chloroplast organization.
ACACCCAACAACCUGGGUUUUUAUUUUCUUAUUAAAGAUUGGAUCUUUAAUGCAACUAAUUGUCAUGUUCUAGCGAGAGAGAGAGACAAAACCAUAAAUCAAUAAGAGAUUUGAAAGACCACACGUAAGACGUUACUUUUUCUUCUGGCUCCGCGUUUAUUCCAUGCGUUUGGGAAUCUUCUCUCUCUAAAACCUAGAUGGAGGGUGAUGUUGAAGAAGACCUAUGAUCUGUCUCUGUGUCUGGCUUCGUAGUUAUGGCAACAAGAGAGAAAAAAGACAUAAACCCUCUUUUAGUGAAAUUUGGAAUAGCUUUUGCUCUUUCUUUUGCUGGAUUUCUCUAUAGUCGCUUUAUAACCAAGAAAGUCAAACCCUCCUUGCCUCCUCCCUCGCCGCGCACAUCAGAUCCUCGCAGGGAAGUCAAUUCGGUCGGAAGAGCUCACUGUAGAGAUGAUCAUCAUAACUUGAAUAAAAUGCCCAACUCCUUCAGUGAUGUUCCAGUUUCAGCUGAAAUACAUGAAGAGACAUACAUGCCGAGGAUUGCUGUUGAAAGUUCUACAGUUGGUAUUUCUCCAAAUAGUGGACACAGUGUAGAUAAAGACGGGUUCCUCUUGCCUGAGUUUGAUGAUCUUGUCAAGGAAUACGACUUUUCUGCCACAACAGCUUCAUUUUCACCAAGAAAAGAUGUAGACACACCUAGGUCAUAUGUACAAACUCCCAGAGCAUUUAGAACCGCAGAAAAGGAUGAUUAUGAGCAGGAGAUCAGACAACUACAGAGCAUGGUUAGAAUGCUUCAAGAAAGGGAGAGGAGUCUGGAGGUGCAGUUGCUUGAGUAUUAUGGUCUUAGAGAGCAAGAAACAGCCAUGAUGGAGCUCAAAAACCGAGUGCACAUAAGCAAUAUGGAGUCCAAGCUUUUCACGUUAAAGGUUGAGUCCUUACAGGCAGAUAAUCGAAGACUACAGGCACAAGUGGCUGAUCAUGCGAAAGUUGUGUCUGAACUUGAUGCUGCAAGAGUGAAAAUUAAGAUGCUUAAAAAGAAACUAAGGUCUGAAGCUGAACAGAAUAAGGAACAGAUAUUGGCCCUUAAGAAGAGGGUUGAUAGGUUGCCGGACCAAGAUCUUAAGGCUGCUGCUAGUGAUCAGGAUAUACAAUUGAAGUUGCAAAGGCUAAAGGGUUUGGAAACUGAUGCAGAACAGUUGAGGAAAUCAAAUUUAAAACUGCAGCAGGAAAAUUCUGAUUUGGCACAUCGGUUAGAGUCCACGCAAAUCCUUGCAAACUCUGUUUUGGAAGAUCCAGAGACAGAAGAGUUGAGGAAAGCUAUCAUUCAUUUUGGACAAGAAAAUGAAGAGCGCACCAGGGAAAUUGAGCAACUACAAGCAGAUCGAUGCUCAGAUGUUGAAGAACUAGUCUAUCUCAAGUGGAUUAAUGCUUGCUUGCGAUAUGAGUUGCGGAAUUAUCAACCCCCUUCUGGAAAAACCGCAGCAAGAGACCUAAGCAAAACAUUGAGCCCCAAGUCUGAGGAGAAGGCCAAGCAACUAAUACUUGAAUAUGCAAAAACUGAAGGGGCAAGGGAAAAGGGAAUUGACUUACUGGAUUUUGAUUCCGACCAGUGGUCAUCAUCCCAAGCUUCCUAUCUAACAGACUCUGGAGAGCAUGAUGAUUCUUCUGUUGAUCAUUCUUCCGAUAUCAAAACUACAUCUUCAAUCAAGCAUAAGUACAUUAGUAAGCUUCGAAGACUUUUGCUGGGUAAAGACGAACAUCACCAUCAUCGCCGUACUUUGUCUGCUGACAAAGUUGUAUACCAUGAAGACAAUGUUUCUCGUCUUUCCAGUUCUGUUACUUCAGCAGGAACCGAUGCUGCGGCAGAAAUGCAAUUUACCAAAUCAAGAACUCCAUCUCAGAGUUCAUCGAGAAAAUCCAUGGAUUUUCACAGGUUGACUGUCAUGAAUGCAGAUAAUAUUAAGCAUAUGAGUAUUCAAAGAAACAGUGAUGUUGGGUCUUGUGGAUCCAGCAGUGUAAGGUGGGGUAGAGGUUCUUGUGAUUCUAUAGAGGAAAAUCAACUUGACCGGAGGUCAGAUUGCACUGAGAAAUCUGAUUUGUUAAAGUUUGCUGAAGCUUUGAAGACCUCUCAUAGUCGAACAGGAACGGUACACAAAAAAUCAUUAUCAUAUAGUUUUGGUUGAUAGUUUGACACAUAGUGACAGCUUAAUAAUCAUGUCACUUUGUAAUAGCACGGAACUUCAAGUUAAGGAUCUACAGGUUAAUUAAAAUGCACUGCACAGUAUACCAAGAAUCGUCUAGAAACUAAUUUUGCUGAAGAAAGCAUGAUUGUUGCUAAUUAAUGAGUGCUUUUGGCAGUUUAAAAUAAUGUAUCAGAAAAACAGUUAUUUUAGUAUUGUUUUAGUUAAUUUGUAAAUAACCACGAAUAAUACACUUUUAUUCUCUUAUCUCUGUUUCUUUUUU